AACCGAUUGUCCUGUGAUAUUUUAACCUGUAUUUUGUUAACCCCUGCUUUUAGAAUGCUAAUUUUAAUAUGCACUCGAUUGAGGAUAUUUGAUGUCAAACAAAUGUGUUCAAAUCGGCAGGAAGUAACCAUACGAGAGCAAACAUGACACGUUUCCUUACGUGGUUGCGUACACGGAAGCAGCUGUGUGAGAAUGAGCGAUUCAGAAACUGGACCUGACACCGGACUAAAACAACUGGAUUGUGUGAAACUGCCUUACCACCGACAAUAAUAGCUAGGGGGGAGGUGGAGGAUAGAGGGUGCCCGGAGAGAGAGGAACAAAAACGAACGCGACUAAGAAACGGGAAUAUGGUUGGGGAGGACGGGAAUAAGGGGCCGGGGAACCAACAAAAGGCCACCUCAAUGAACAGCCAGCAUGACAGCUCCGAGACUGACGACGAGAAUGUUAGCUCAGUGUCGCUGUACCGGCGAAGGCCCCGGAUAUUCCACUGCACGGUUCUACCUUUUUUAGCCGUGCUGUACCCUGGCUGGUUGUACGUGUGGCUCGGAGUGUACGGUACUUCCGAGUACCCAGAAGCAGGCCUACUUGCUCUCGCCGCCAUCGGGAUCGCGCAAGUCCUCACGGCGCUCUCCGGUUAUUGGUCAGUGCACGCGCACUGUUGGCUCACCUGCUCCAAGGAGCCAGACCCACACAAGGCCACCCUGGCUAAGGUUAUACCCACCCCCAACAAUGGUUCUGCUGAGCUGGUACAACUGCAGAGAGACAGGGAUGAGAACGGUGAGGGAAUCCUUUCCUUUGAGUUCCAGAAGAUCUGCUACAUCUUCGACAGCAAGGAGAGGAAGUGUUUCCUCCCCGUGUCGUUCCCCGUCAGACAGCCAAUGGGCUUCUUCCAGGCCUGGCGAGGCUACCAGGAGGAGACAGACCUGCAUUCCGCCGAGAAGCGCUAUGGGACCAACCGCGCUGAGAUGGUGGUGCCGGACUUCCUGGAACUCUUCAUGGAGAGAGCCACCGCUCCCUUCUUCGUCUUCCAGGUGUUCUGUGUUGGUCUGUGGUGUCUGGAUGAGUACUGGUACUACAGCGUGUUCACUCUCUUCAUGCUGGUAGCCUUCGAAGCCUCUCUGGUACAACAGCAAAUGAGGAACAUGUCUGAGAUACGACGCAUGGGGAACAAACCCUACAUGAUCCAGGUUUACCGCAACAGGAAGUGGAGGCCUGUGUCCAGUGAUGAACUAGUCCCCGGGGACAUCGUCUCAAUAGGCCGCUCUCCCCAGGAGAACUUAGUUCCAUGUGACGUGCUUCUGCUGAGAGGGCGCUGCAUCGUGGACGAGGCCAUGCUGACGGGAGAGUCAGUUCCUCAGAUGAAGGAGCCGGUGGAGGAUCUGGACCCAGAGAGGGUAUUGGAUCUCCAGGGUGAUGCCCGCCUCCACAUAAUCUCUGGUGGGACCAAGGUGGUACAGCACAGCCCCCCGCUCCGUGCCACUGUAGGACUCAAACCUGUGGACAAUGGCUGUGUGGCUUAUGUGUUGAGAACUGGAUUCUAUACCUCUCAGGGUAAACUGCUGAGGACCAUCUUGUUUGGAGUGAAGAGGGUGACAGCCAACAACUUGGAAACAUUCAUCUUCAUCCUCUUCCUCCUGGUGUUUGCCAUCGCUGCUGCUGGCUAUGUGUGGGUGGAAGGAACUAAGGACCCUAGCAGGAACCGCUAUAAGUUGUUCCUGGAGUGUUCUCUCAUCCUGACCUCCGUGGUUCCACCUGAGCUCCCUAUAGAAUUGUCUCUUGCAGUCAACACAUCCCUCAUCGCUCUGGCCAAGCUCUAUGUGUUCUGCACUGAGCCCUUCAGGAUCCCAUUUGCAGGCAAGGUGGAGGUGUGCUGCUUUGACAAGACGGGCACCUUGACCAGCGACCAUCUGGUUGUGCGGGGGGUCGCAGGACUCAGAGAAGGGAAAGAAGUGAUGCCUGUGUCAGAGAUCCCAGUGGAAACGCAUCGGGUGGUUGCUACUUGUCACUCACUGGUUACCCUUGACGACGGACAGCUGGUAGGCGACCCCCUGGAGAAGGCCAUGCUCACUGCAGCUGACUGGACCCUCACUAAAGAUGAAAAGGUGUUUGCUCGCGGUAUAAAGACCCCAGGCCUGAAGAUCCACCUGCGGUUCCACUUUGCCAGUGCUCUGAAGAGGAUGUCCGUCCUCGCCUCCUAUGAGAAGCUGGGCUCCACUGACCUCUGCUUUGUCUCCACUGUCAAAGGAGCUCCAGAGACACUCAGGGACAUGUUCUCAGAGUGCCCAGCCAGCUAUGAUCAGGUGCACAGGGAGAUGUCCCGAGAAGGGGCCAGGGUUCUGGCCUUGGGAUACAGAGAGAUCGGACACCUCAGCCACCAACAGGUGCGGGAGGUGACUCGUGAUGCUCUGGAGUGUGACCUGCAGUUUGCUGGCUUCAUGGUCGUCUCGUGUCCCCUGAAGACCGACAGCAAGGCUGUCAUUAAAGAGAUCCAGGAGGCAUCGCAUCAUGUGGUGAUGAUAACAGGCGACAACCCUCUAACAGCGUGCCAUGUGGCCAGAGAGCUCCACUUCAUCCAGAAGGAACACACACUCGUACUGCAGGCCAGACCCAACCAGGGUGAAUGGCAGUGGGAGUCUAUAGACGGCAGUGUGUGUGUUCCGCUUCUCCCGCCAUCUGUACCCUCGUUAGUUCAUCAGUAUGAUCUGUGUGUGACGGGGGAGGGGCUAACCAGACUGAUCAAUGACACCCGGUUACUCCACGCCCUCCUGCCACAUGUCCGGGUUUUCGCACGGGUCAGCCCUAAACAGAAGGAGUUUGUAAUCACUAGUCUUAAAGGAUUGGGCUAUACAACAUUAAUGUGCGGAGACGGGACCAAUGACGUCGGAGCACUCAAACACUCUCAUAUUGGUGUGGCUCUGUUGGCCAACGCUCCAGAGCGUAUGCCUGAGAGGAGGAAGAGGGGCAGAGAGGAGACCCCAGCAGCCGACUCCAGACCCUCCCUACCUCCGGUCACCAGCUCAGGGGUCAAACUGACCUCCAGGGCAGCCAGGCAAAGGGUUAUGGCCCAGAGAGAGGAGCAGCUAGCCGCACAGAAAAUGGAGAGGAUUAGUCAAGUCUUAAGGGAGCUGGAAGAAGAUCAGAUACAAAUAGUGAAACUGGGAGAUGCCUCCAUUGCUGCCCCCUUCACCUACAAAUUAUCCUCCAUACAGUGCAUCUCCCUCUUUAUCAUCUCCUCCUGCCUAGUCUGCCACGUGAUAAAGCAGGGCCGCUGUACGCUGGUGACCACACUACAGAUGUUUAAGAUCCUGGCGCUGAACGCCCUGGUGCUGGCCUACAGCCAGUCUGUCCUCUACCUGGAGGGGGUCAAGUUCAGUGACUUCCAGGCCACCCUACAGGGCCUGCUAUUGGCUGCCUGCUUUCUCUUCAUCUCCAGGUCAAAGCCCCUGAAGACUCUGUCUAAAGAGCUGCCCUUACCUAACAUCUUCAACCUGUACACUGUUCUGACAGUACUGCUGCAGUUUGCUGUUCACUUCUGUAGUCUGGUAUACCUGUACAAAGGAGCGCAGAGCAGAAGUCCUCCAAGGGCGGAGCGGUUUGCGGACCUGUACAAAGAGUUUGAGCCCAAUCUCAUCAACAGCACAGUGUACAUAAUGUCUAUGGCCAUGCAGAUGGCUACCUUUGCCAUUAACUACAAGGGUCAUCCUUUCAUGGAGUCUCUGAGUGAGAACAGGCCGCUGCUAUGGAGUAUCGCCCUUUCAGUUCUGGCAAUCGUGGGCCUUCUCUCAGGAUCCUCGCCUGAAUUCAACGAGCAGUUUGCUCUUGUAGAUAUACCAACAGAGUUCAAGCUAGUCAUUGCCCGCGUCCUGGUGGUUGACUUUGUUGCUGCCCUGCUGGUCGACCGCAUUCUGCAGUUCCUGCUGGGCAAAGGAACCCUGAGGCCGCCUUUCUGAAUCGCCAUGCCAACAGCUGCCUUGAGCAACCCUCUGCCCUCAGCAACCAAUCUGUAAAGGGAAAGGAUUGAGGAGACUUGUGGAGGGAGGAAAAGAUUAAAGGCUGAUGUGAUGCACAAGACAGCUGAGGAGAUGGACUAGGCAUGUCAGGCAGACGUGCAGUACUGUACCCCUACCACACCCCUAAAUGUUACCCCAUCUCUCUGCUUUGUCCCUCUGUUCCCCCUCUUCACUAAUGUAUUUAAAAUUAUAUUUCUUCUAUGCUAGAGACAAACUUGGGCUCAAAUGCUAUUUGCUUUCUUUCGAAUACUUUGAGCAUUUUGGUUGAUCCUGCCAGGAGCUCCAGAUAAGCAGGGUUUGCACUUUUGGGACUGUUGCGCCAGGUAAGCUGAAACAAGUGCAGCUAAAGUAUUUGAAAGAAAACAAAUACUAUUGGAUUCCCAGGUGUAGUUAGACUCCCCCUCUUGCCUUCCCGUUCCCCCUCGCCAUCCCUCCCUCUAUCACCGAAGGCCAAGAAGACAGCAGUAUUGUGUGGCAUUUGAGAUUGUGUGCCGGCCCAUGUGAAAUGCGCACACACACACACACAACAGGGCGUUCUCCAAGAGAAUUGCGAAGUGUUUGUUUUUUUACAUUUUGUUUUCUCUUCAUUUUGUAAAAAGAUAACUCUUACAGACUUAUAAAAUACCAAAAAAUACAAGUGGUGCUGUUUGUGUCAAGUGCUACUUUGUCAUGUUCCAUUUACCUAUGCAAUGCACUGCCUACUAUAAGGGAUUGAACAUAUAUUUUUUUAAUUGAUGAGUGAGCUGCAUACAUUUGAACUGGAAGUCAAGUUGAGAGGCCACAAGAAAAGCCUGAUUUAUGUUUGAGAGGACUUUUAAGUCCUGUGUGGCUCGCUUGGGAGAGCAUGGCACUUGCAAUGCCAGUGUUGUGGGUUCUAUUCCCAUGGGGGACCAGUAUGAAAAAUAUAUGCACUCACUACUGUAAGUCGUUCUGGAUAAGAGUGUCUGCUAAAUGACUAAAAUGUAAAAAUGUCUGGUGCACUCUUGCUUGCUACACUGGCAGUCUAUUGUGACAGAUUAAAAUCUAGUUGAUUUUCGUGAUGAGAUUACUACACUGACAACAGAGGUGGGAUGAUGUCAUGAUGACUGGUACAGGCCACCCAUAGACCAAAAAUAUAAACAUAAAGUGUUGGUUUCAUGAACUGAAAUAAAAGAUCCCAGAAAUGUU
Molecule: messenger RNA, 5177 nt
Organism: Oncorhynchus gorbuscha (pink salmon)
Lineage: Eukaryota; Metazoa; Chordata; Actinopteri; Salmoniformes; Salmonidae
Product: endoplasmic reticulum transmembrane helix translocase-like
Exons: 25
Coding region: 348-3950 (1200 amino acids)
Biological process (GO): extraction of mislocalized protein from ER membrane; intracellular calcium ion homeostasis
Cellular component (GO): endoplasmic reticulum membrane
Molecular function (GO): membrane protein dislocase activity; ATP hydrolysis activity; ATP binding
Source: RefSeq, a predicted model, not a curated record